AGCCAACUCCAAGGUGGACAGACUGGAUGGCUGGCUGGCUGAGGGAAGUUAUUUCCGCGGGGUUGCAUUAAGCUUUUUUCAUCAUGAAGGCAUGUCGUUGAAGCAGUCGGACUUUGACCUUCGCCGGAACGAUUUCGGUUCCGUCCUCGGCUUCCACUUUCGUAUCCUCAUCUUUCUUCUCUUCUCGAAACUUGAAGUUGGUUUCGUACUUCACUUGAUCAUGCCUUUUUGAGUGUUAGCAUUGUGUUCGUCGUGCUGUUUCCUAGUGCCAUGGCGGCGUCUAUCGUGGAUCGCUUGCGCGACGCUGCUCUUCGGUGCUGUCAGGAAGCGAGGGCGCCCCUGUUAUUAGAACUUUUGCCUCGUGGAGUGUGGCCGGAAUGAUCGACUGCCUGCGCCGUGGUUUUCGUGGAGAUUGUGCCACAGCUGGUUUUUUCUUGCGUUACCACCCUAGUAAUGUUUUUGGAUUGGGUCAGGAUGAGGAAAUUGAGGACUUGAAAGCCUCGACUCAAGACUUUUUGGAUAUGCUCGAAAGCCCACUCAAUAACCUGGAGCUCAGGAAAGAAUCGUCAGCGAAUUGGCUUGCCCAGUGCGAGCAAGUGCUGCAGGAGGCUGUGGAUUUGUUGGAUCCAUCUUUGCCUUCUGGCUUGGUUCUAUGUGAGAAGAUAGGAUUGGAGCUGCCGAAGGUGGCGGUAAAGUUCGUCAGUCUGUCUCAAGCUUGCCAAGAUCACUGUCUUAGCAUCAUCGAGGAUUUGGCUGAAAAUUGCAGCCCUCGUGAAAUGUUCGCAGCCUUCAUGGAGGCCCUAAACAUGUACACAACGUCAGAGACUUUGAUCUGUUGUAUUCCUCUCGUACAGGGGCUCUCUAUAGUGUUUUCGCGUCUAAAGAGGCGCCAAGGUCAGUUUUUUCAGGAGGCAAGUAUAGGGCUUCUUGCACUGGUGCGCUUGGCUGCGCAAGAUGAGGGGGGUGAAGAGGAGGAAGAGACUCCCAUGGAGACGGUUCAGGGGAUGGAUGGGCACAACGUCUUUACCCUCGGGCAAGUUCGUGCAGCAAUCGUGAAUGACAUUGUGCAGCUUGCCCAGACUGUCAGAGAAACUUGCGAUACUGUGGGUGUUGUCGAACAGCGGGAAUAUUUUCAGCAAAGACUUGGAAUGUUUGCCCUUCAGAUUCUGGGUAUCACAGGGGAAAAGGUUGCAUGUCCAGGAACUGAAGUUCCAGUGUCAGUAAUGGAGCUUGCGGAGCUCUUGCCCUUUUGUGGUCUUUCUUUGCUUCGGCUGCUCACAGGUGAUCAGAUUGAAGAUCUUAUUGAGACAACAUCUGAUGAAAUUUCUGAGCAGGUGAAUGGGAAGAAUACGAAAAAAUUAGAAGCUUCAAAAGGAGCCGCGCUUGCAGUGUACUGGACUCUAUUCAAUAACCAAGUAGCAGAAGCAGCCGAAGUGACCCUGAAAUCUAUCAAAGAAGUUCUCCAGUUCAGUGGGAGAAGAGGGAUAGUAGCUGCAUUAUCCGUUGCCGCAUCACUAUUAACAGGACAGUCAUCAAGGCCCUUGUCAUCAGUUGCUGCAAAAGGGUUGGCGCUUGUUGAUACGAUUCUUGAAUUGGUGUCUUCCUUGACAUACUCCUUCGAUGAUGAAGAAGCAGAACGCUGGCUGGCACUGGUCUUACGAAUUAUACCUACUCUUCAGAGACUUCAAAAUGUAGUUGUUUACGCACUCAAUGUAGAGAUGAGACGCCAAGGUUAUGCUGCCUUCAAAAAGGUGAUCCAAGAUGUAGUUCCAGAGGCUGCUAGGUUGCAAUGUCUACAAAUGCUCAUCAACGAUUGCGUCUCUCCAUCUCUGGUCUCACUUCAUUUAAUCCUCAUAAAAGAUGAGAUCGCUAGAGCGUGGCCUCCAAGUCCCCAGCAGCAAAAAGAACCGAUCAGAGAUGCAAAUCCUCUAAGAGAGAGGCUCCAUACUGGAGCAUUCGCAUCCCCUUUUAUCAGUAACGACGUUCUUGAUGUCAUUGGAAGUGUGUUGAGACCAAAGAAUGGGACUCCCCCCGAUUUACCAGAUCAGAUUGAUUCUGUGCAAAGUGCUCUCAACCUUUAUCGGUUCAUCCUCAUUCGAGAAUCCUCAGGAAAGACAAACCACACAGGGAUCCUAUCAAAGGAGGCUUUGACUAUGGCUCGCAAACAAUGGUUGCUACCUCUACGUGAGCACUUAGGAGGAGUGAGUGUAGGACUCAUGGGCGAAGCUGACGAAAUGUCUAGUGCCAUGGCACUAGCCAUAGACAAUUUGCAAAGUGUGGUUUAUCGAUGUCUUGAACUUAACGAAGAAGUAUUCGCUCAGCUAUAGUAUAUCAUUUUGAAAGUGGAUAAGCAUUUGUUAUUUAUUUGCAAUUGUAACAAAUAAAAAAAAUCUUGCUUCA
Messenger RNA from Physcomitrium patens, 2400 nucleotides. RefSeq names its product aberrant root formation protein 4. Lineage: Eukaryota; Viridiplantae; Streptophyta; Bryopsida; Funariales; Funariaceae. The record is from RefSeq and is a predicted model, not a curated record. Gene Ontology annotation, molecular function: ubiquitin-protein transferase inhibitor activity. Gene Ontology annotation, cellular component: cytoplasm.